This is a messenger RNA of Cuscuta europaea, 2321 nucleotides long. The record is from the annotation of a GenBank genome assembly. NCBI's taxonomy places the organism in Eukaryota, Viridiplantae, Streptophyta, Magnoliopsida, Solanales, Convolvulaceae.
CUCGCAUGCGUUCGUACAUACUAUACUCCUUGGAUCAUUUCGCCUAUAAAUAUAAUCAACAUUGCGCGCAUUCAUUCAUUCAUUCCACCCUAUAUAUAUAUACAUAAUAAUAUAAGCUAAUCUAAGAGAAGGGUCUUUAAUUUGGAUCGAAACAAAUUAAUUAGGACAUUGGAUAAUGGCAACCACGCCGGGCUUCCUCACCGAUUGGCCGUGGACACCCCUCGGAACUUAUAAGUAUGUGGUGUUAGCUCCAUGGGUGGCACACAGCGUGUAUUCAUUUGUGAGGAGUGAGAGGAGUGAGAGAGACUACACAAACUUGUUGAUAUUUCCGUUCCUUCUCUUCCGCAUCCUUCACAACCAGCUUUGGAUCGCCUACUCCCGUUAUCGCACCGGAACCGGCAAGAACCGCAUCGUCGACAAGCCCAUCGACUUUGAUCAGGUUGAUCGGGAAAGUAACUGGGACGAUCAAAUAUUGUUGAACGGAAUAUUUUUUUAUGGGUUCAAUGCUGUAUUUUCAAUGGCUUCCCGGUUGCCGACGUGGCGGACGGACGGCGUAUUAAUGACCGUAAUCUUGCACGCCGGUCCGGUGGAGUUUCUUUAUUAUUGGCUACAUAGAGCUUUGCACCACCAUUUUCUCUACUCCCGUUACCACUCGCACCACCACUCUUCCAUCGUCACUGAGCCUAUUACUUCUGUAGUUCAUCCAUUUGGAGAGCACUUGGCAUAUUUUUUGUUAUUCGCAAUUCCGACACUGACAACGGUGUUCACCGGAACUGCCUCCAUUGUUGGAAUCUUCGGAUACAUCUUUUACAUUGACGUUAUGAACAAUUUGGGGCAUUGCAACUUUGAGCUCAUACCCAAAUGCCUCUUCUCCCUUUUCCCCCCUCUCAAGUACCUAAUGUAUACGCCCACGUAUCAUUCGUUGCACCACACCCAAUUUCGAACAAAUUAUUCACUCUUCAUGCCCUUCUACGAUUACAUGUAUGGGACAAUGGACAAGUCAACUGACACAUUGUAUGAAACAUCUCUCAAGAAAGGAGAGGACUCCCCCGAUGCGGUCCAUCUAACGCAUUUUACCACUCCAGAUUCUGUAUACUUUUUAAGAGUUGGGUUUGCUUCUUGGGCAUCCCUGCCCCAAACACAUAAGUGGUUCAUUUGGUUGAUAUCGCCUUUCACAUUUUGGACCAUGGCCGUUAACUGGAUCUAUGGUCAAACUUUCAUCCUAGAGAGAAAUGUUUUGGACAAAACCAGCUUACAGUCAUGGGUUAUACCAAAGUACAAUGUUCAGUACGUGCUUAAAUGGCAAUCACAAGCGAUCAACAACUUGAUUGAGGAAGCCAUACUAGCAGCAGAAGCAAAAGGUGCCAAAGUUUUGAGCUUGGGACUUCUCAACCAGAGUGAAGAACUUAACCGAAACGGCGAGAUUUAUAUCCAAAAGUAUCCUAAAAUGAAAAUUAAAUUGGUGGAUGGAAGUAGUUUGGCAACUGCAAUAGUGGUAAACACAAUCCCAAAGGAAACGACGGAAGUCCGACUUAGAGGCAGACUCACCAAAGUUUCCAUCUCGCUAGCUUUUGCGUUAAGUAAAAAAGGCAUCAAGGUUGUUAUUUCGUCUGAAAAUGAUUACGAGAAGCUUAAGCUGGCUGCCAAUUGCGGGAGUAAUUUUGCCAUGUCUAAGAGUUUCACGCAAAAGAUAUGGAUAGUUGGAGAAAGAUUAUCGAAAGAAGAACAAAAGAUGGCAAAUAAAGGAACAUUGUUCAUCCCAUAUUCCCAAAUCCCGCCUAAGAAACUGCGUCGAGACUGCCACUACCAUCACACCCCAGCAAUGUUGGCCCCACCAUCUCUCCACAACUUGCAUGCCUGUGAGAAUUGGCUGCCGAGGAGGGCAAUGAGCGCCGCGAGGGUGGGAGGGAUUGUGCAUUCCUUAGAAGGGUGGAAUGUGCACGAUUGCGGCGACAAAAUGCUAAUAAUGGAUAUUGACAAAGUUUGGCAAGCCGCCCUCAGUCACGGUUUCCGACCUCUGCCAUUCAAACACAUUGUGGGGGCUUGAUCCAUUCCUUUUUUUUUUUUACCGUGGCGUCCACUCUCUCUUUCUGCUUGCUUUUUAUUCCAUAUUAUGCUCAACUUUUUCAUUCCAUUCCAAACCUCUUAAAUUAUUAUUGUUACUACUACUAAUAUAUGCACACCAGUGUGACCGACACAAAAUCUACAUGUAAUGAAUUCUUGAUUAUAAAUGAUGUUAAUGUAAUCUUGAGUUGGCUUCUAUGUGGACCAUUAUAAAAUUCACAUGUCACCGAAUUAAUUUUACAUAAAUGUUCUUUCUA